This is a messenger RNA of Andrographis paniculata, 5441 nucleotides long. RefSeq names its product ABC transporter B family member 20-like. NCBI's taxonomy places the organism in Eukaryota, Viridiplantae, Streptophyta, Magnoliopsida, Lamiales, Acanthaceae. The transcript has 11 exons. The record is from RefSeq and is a predicted model, not a curated record. Gene Ontology annotation, cellular component: membrane. Gene Ontology annotation, biological process: transmembrane transport. Gene Ontology annotation, molecular function: ABC-type transporter activity; ATP hydrolysis activity; ATP binding. Bases 512 to 4708 code for a protein of 1398 amino acids.
CAAAAUUCUGGAUGAUAUAAAUGAAAGCAAAUAAAGGAUCCGACCAUCCAUUGAAAUUAUGCGUUGGUGCUUGCGACCUUUUUGAACAUUUGCUUGCUGCUGUUACUGUUGCUGUUUCAAUACAUACAUAACAUUACAUGGGGCCGCCCGUCGUCGAAUCACCAUCAACUGCUCUGCUGCCUCCUCCGUGCGCAUGUAUCUAUGUAUGUAUUCAUAUUUCACGCUCCUCCUCGCCCUCAAUUUGAUUCAGAAACCCGAAUUGCUGGAAUUGCUUGAGGCGCUGUCGUUUUCGUAGACGGGGAAGUUGGUCUCGUUCAGUCAAUCCGAGGUCGUUCACUUCUUUGACUCACUCAAUCAUGGAGCUGCUAAUUGCGCCGGAUCUUGUCUGAUCUACUUUUCUGCUCGAUUUCAUGCCGGGAUUAGCAUAGCAUGGUUUAGUUUAGGGUUUUAAUUUGAGGGGAUACCUGACUGAGAUAGGUUAGUUAUUGAUUUGUGGGGGGACAAGAACAAGAUGAUGAUUUCUAGGGGUUUGUUCGGAUGGUCGCCGCCGCAUAUUCAGCCGCUGACGCCGGUGUCGGAGGUAUCCGAGCCGCCGGAAUCUCCCUCCCCGUAUAUGGACACGGGGACGGGGGAGGCCGAACCUGUGGAGGUGGAGGAUGAGAUCGAGGCCGAUGGGGAAGAGAUGGAGCCCCCGCCGGCUGCCGUGCCCUUCUCCGGUCUCUUUGCCUGCGCCGACCGCCUCGAUUGGGUUCUUAUGUUCGUGGGUUCCCUGGCUGCCGCCGCGCACGGCACUGCUCUCGUUGUCUACCUGCAUUUCCUUGCUAAAAUUAUACAGCUGCUCCACUAUGGGUCUGACAACGCUGAUGGACUCUACGAUGAGUUCACUGAGCUUGCUCUAUCCAUUGUUUUUAUUGCUGCAGGAGUUUUUAUUUCGGCUUGGAUAGAGGUGUCGUGCUGGAUAUUUACUGGGGAACGACAGACUGCUGUGAUAAGGUCAAGAUAUGUUCAAGUUCUACUUAAUCAGGACAUGAGCUUUUUUGAUACUUAUGGGAACAAUGGAGACAUCGUGAGCCAAGUGUUGAGUGACGUACUGCUCAUUCAGUCUGCUCUCAGUGAAAAAGUUGGAAACUAUAUUCAUAACAUGGCCACUUUCUUUAGUGGUCUUGUAAUUGGAUUUGUCAACUGCUGGCAGAUUGCCCUUAUUACUUUAGCCACUGGUCCAUUAAUUGUUGCUGCAGGAGGAAUAUCAAACAUCUUUCUUCAUAGGCUUGCCGAGAAUAUCCAAGAUGCUUAUGCUGAAGCUGCAAGCAUUGCAGAGCAGGCAGUUUCUUAUAUUAGAACCCUAUAUUCAUUUACUAAUGAAACACUGGCAAAAUAUUCUUACGCAACUUCACUUCAAGCCACACUUAGGUACGGUAUAUUGAUAAGCCUUGUUCAAGGACUUGGACUCGGUUUCACAUAUGGACUUGCAAUCUGCUCUUGUGCAUUACAACUUUGGGUGGGAAGAUCCCUUGUGACACAUGGCAAAGCUCACGGAGGACAAAUAGUGACUGCCUUAUUUGCUGUUAUAUUGAGCGGCCUCGGGUUGAAUCAAGCUGCAACGAACUUCUAUUCUUUCGAACAAGGGAGAAUUGCUGCCUACAGACUGUUUGAGAUGAUAAGUCGAUCAUCAUCCACCAUUAACCAAGAUGGACUAACUCUUACAACUGUUCAAGGAAAUAUAGAAUUUCGAAAUGUAUAUUUUAGCUAUCUGUCUCGUCCUGAAAUUCCAAUUUUGAGUGGGUUUUACCUCACUGUUCCAGCUAAGAAGGCAGUUGCACUUGUUGGUCGAAAUGGGUCUGGUAAAAGCAGUAUCAUACCACUUAUGGAGCGAUUUUAUGAUCCUACCUUAGGAGAAGUUCUAUUGGAUGGUGAAAAUAUCAAAAUUCUGAAGCUGGAGUGGUUACGAAGUCAAAUAGGUUUAGUUACCCAGGAACCCGCCCUACUGAGUUUGAGUAUUAAAGAAAACAUUGCUUAUGGACGGAAUGUGUCUUUAGAACAAAUUGAAGAAGCUGCUAAAGUAGCUCAUGCACAUACAUUUAUCAGCUCUCUUGAGAAAGGAUAUGAUACUCAGGUUGGCAGGGCAUCCAUAACCAUGACAGAGGAACAGAAAAUCAAGCUUUCUGUUGCUAGGGCUGUGCUGUCAAAUCCAUCUAUUCUGCUUCUAGAUGAAGUCACAGGCGGGCUUGAUUUUGAAGCUGAAAAAUCUGUUCAGGAAGCCCUGGAUCUCCUCAUGUUUGGCCGCUCGACAAUCAUAAUAGCUAGACGGCUAAGUCUUAUUAAAAAUACUGAUUAUAUUGCUGUCAUGGAGGAAGGUCAACUUGUUGAAAUGGGUACACAUGAAGAAUUAAUAAACUUGGAUGGCCUUUAUGCGGAGCUGCUCAGAUGUGAAGAAGCUACAAAACUUCCUAGGAGGACGCCGAUGAGAAAGGAAACUGCUGCUUUUCAGAUUGAGAAAGAAUCUUCAGCAAGUCGCAACUUCCAAGAAUCGUCUUCCCCUAGAAUGGCCAAGUCACCAUCUCUUCAGAGAGUUGCUGGUGGCCACAUGUUUCGACCUUCAGAUGCCCCAUUCAACUCUCAAGAAUCUCCCAAAACACCUAGCCCCCCUCCGGAAAAUAUGAUUGAGAAUGGUGUUUCCAUGGAUGGAUUGGAUAAAGAACCUACUAUUAAAAGGCAGGAUAGUUUUGAGAUGAGACUACCUGAGUUACCCAAGAUUGAUGUUCGCUCUGCACCGCGCCAAACCAGUGCUUCGGAUCCUGAAUCCCCUGUUUCCCCUCUUUUGACAUCUGACCCAAAAAAUGAACGAUCUCACUCACAAACAUUUAGUCGACCACCUAGUGAGUUUGAUGUCCCUUCAACAACAAAAGAAUUGAAGGGUACACAGUCUCAAGAAGUGCCGUCCUUUUGGAGGCUUGUAGAGCUCAGCCUUGCAGAGUGGCUUUAUGCUGUUUUAGGAAGCACUGGUGCUGCAAUCUUUGGAUCUUUCAAUCCAAUUCUUGCAUAUGUUAUUGCGCUAAUUGUCGCGGCAUACUAUAAAAAAGAUGAGAAACAUCACAUGCGCCAAGAUAUAGAUAAGUGGUGCUUAAUCAUAGCGGGCAUGGGAAUUGUGACAGUGAUUGCCAACUUUUUGCAGCACUUCUACUUCGGUAUUAUGGGGGAGAAAAUGACAGAACGUGUUCGGAGAAUGAUGUUUUCUGCAAUGCUUCGAAAUGAGGUUGGAUGGUUUGAUGAGGAAGAGAAUAGUGCUGAUAACUUGUCCAUGCGAUUGGCAAAUGAUGCCACUUUCGUGAGAGCUGCCUUCAGCAACCGCCUUUCAAUAUUCAUACAAGACAGUGCUGCUGUUAUAGUUGCUGUUCUUAUUGGGGUUUUUCUGCAGUGGCGUCUGGCGUUGGUCGCCUUGGGUACUCUGCCCGUUCUUAUGGUUUCUGCUGCAGCACAGAAAUUAUGGCUUGCUGGAUUUUCCAAGGGCAUACAGGAGAUGCACAGGAAAGCAUCUUUUGUGUUGGAGGAUGCAGUUCGAAAUAUUUACACUGUUGUAGCAUUUUGUGCUGGAAACAAAGUAAUGGAACUCUACAGAUUGCAGCUCCGAAAAAUAUUUAAGAAAAGCUUUCUCCAAGGAAUGGCGAUUGGUUUUGCAUUCGGCUUUUCUCAGUUUCUUCUCUUUGCUUGCAAUGCUCUUCUUCUUUGGUAUACUUCUCUCUGUGUGAAGAACGGUCAUGUGGGUUUGGGUACAGCACUUAAAGCGUAUAUGGUGUUCUCUUUUUCAACUUUUGCGCUGGUUGAGCCUUUUGGCCUGGCUCCAUAUAUCCUUAAAAGAAGAAAGUCCUUGAGAACAGUCUUUGAGAUAAUUGAUAGGACUCCUAAGAUCGAUCCUGAUGAUACUUCGGCUUUGAAACCACCAAAUGUAUAUGGAAGCAUUGAGUUGAAAAAUAUCGACUUUGCCUAUCCGACGCGGCCUGAAAUCUUGGUACUUAGCAAUUUCAAUCUAAAGGUUAAUGGGGGGCAAACUGUAGCAGUUGUCGGUGUUUCUGGAUCUGGAAAGAGCACUAUUAUCUCUUUGAUGGAAAGAUUCUAUGAUCCUCUUGCUGGGCAGAUCCUACUGGAUGGACGUGACUUAAAAUCAUACAACUUGAGAUGGUUGAGGAGCCACUUGGGUCUUGUGCAGCAGGAACCAAUCAUAUUCUCAACGACAAUAAGAGAAAAUAUCAUAUACGCGAGGCACAAUGCAAGCGAAGCAGAGAUGAAAGAAGCAGCAAGAAUUGCGAAUGCUCAUCAUUUCAUCAGCAGCUUACCCCACGGGUACGACACCCACGUGGGGAUGAGGGGUGUGGAUUUGACACCAGGACAAAAGCAACGAAUUGCAAUUGCUAGGGUUAUCUUGAAAAAUGCGCCUAUUCUGUUGCUGGACGAGGCUAGCUCAUCAAUCGAGUCUGAGUCAAGCCGGGUGGUGCAGGAAGCUCUAGAUACACUAAUUAUGGGAAACAAAACUACAAUUCUCAUUGCACAUCGAGCAGCAAUGAUGAGGCAUGUUGACAACAUAGUUGUACUUAAUGGUGGGCGAAUUGUCGAAGAAGGGACCCACGACACACUAAUGGCCAAGAAUAGUCUAUAUGUCCGGUUAAUGCAGCCUCACUUCGGCAAGGGGAUGCGCCAGCAUAGGCUUGUAUAGAAAACAUCCUGUGAUGUGCUCUCGGGAUUUUUGUUCUUUUUUGUCUUUUCCAUUGCUAUCUGGUCAUUACCAUGCUGUUCUUCUCUUGACAUAUCUGCAGCAGCUGCUCCAGUGCCGUGCGUGAUGACUACAAGAUUUGUUGCUUAAUUCUUUUGGAGGAAGGGCAAGAGUUGGAUCAUUUUGUCCGAAAACAGUGUGUUGAUUUGGAGUCGGAUCGGAUAAUGUUGGUAUUGCAUUCGUUCUUUCUUUAUUGGGCUGUGAUUUAUAUAUAUAUAUUUUUUUCUGGGAAUAUGAGGAAGGAACAUGGAAAACUAGUAGUUGUUUCGAUGAUAUUAUUAAUUCUUGCUCUUUCAGAAUAGUUGUUUCGACUAGCUAACAGAAUAGUCGGUGAUUGUGUUGGUGUUAAUAUUGUUGUUGUUGUUUGAGAUUGAGAUUUUGAAAUUGAAAUUGAUGAGUUUAGUUUUUGUUGGUGUGUAAAGGGAAGCAGCUUUUGCCUCUGGCAAGUCUCCUUUGAUGUUGUUGGUGCAGACCAGUGUUUUUAAGGUAAUCUCUCUCUCUCUAGAAGUGUUAGAUAUGGCUUAGUUUGUAAUCUAUUAUAUUUGUAGAUGAGAUGAGAUGAGAUUAUUUUUGGGUGUGGAUAGAGGUUGUGGUUAUAGAAUUUGUAGUGCUUCUUGUUACAUGAACAUUUUUUAUGCUUUAGAAUCGUUAAUUUGGAGCUGAUUGACUUUUGCUC